Molecule: messenger RNA, 4398 nt
Organism: Coniosporium apollinis CBS 100218
Lineage: Eukaryota; Fungi; Ascomycota; Dothideomycetes
Exons: 6
Coding region: 1-4398 (1465 amino acids)
Biological process (GO): negative regulation of transcription by RNA polymerase II
Cellular component (GO): Sin3-type complex; chromatin
Molecular function (GO): transcription corepressor activity
Source: RefSeq, a predicted model, not a curated record
AUGCCGGGUCAACAGCACAUGCAAACGCAACCAAACCUAGAGCGCGAACGCGACUUUCGCGAAGAUAGAGAGAAAGAGUCGUUGCAGAGACAAUUGGAUGAAGCGGCCACUCGAGACACCGAAGCUCGGGAGCGCGAAAUGCGCCAGCGGCAGCAGCAAGAACGAGCGCAGCACGAGAAUCACACUGGGCCGAUACAUCUCCACCAGCCGGUCGCAGUACCUCCACAAGUGCGCGCAAUGCAUGGGCCGAAUGGUUUGCUCGGUAACGCAGCCAUGAAUGGACCGAACCAUUUGGGUGGACAGCUUGGUGCGCCCAAUGGGCCUGGGAACCUUUUCAGCGGCAAUCCUCCGCAGCAGCCUGGGCAGGCACAGCAGACCUUGAUGGUUCCGUUUGGCGGCGCCCAGGGGGUUCAGCAAGCAUCUUCGGGUAUGGGCCAGGGCCAACAGCCGAUAUUGAACGAUGCCUUGAGCUACCUUGACCAAGUGAAGGUCCAGUUCGUCGCACACCCAGAUGUAUACAACCGAUUCUUGGAUAUCAUGAAGGAUUUUAAGAGCGGAGCAAUCGAUACUCCAGGCGUUAUCGAUCGGGUGUCGUCGCUUUUCGCCGGGAAUCCAAACCUGAUUCAAGGAUUCAACACUUUCCUGCCUCCAGGAUACAAGAUCGAAUGCGGCACAAGAGAUGAUCCCAAUGCCAUCAGAGUGACUACACCGAUGGGCACGACCGUAUCAGCGAUGCCAGUCGCUCGGCCAUUCUCCCCACAAGGCGUACCGGUCAACGGCAACGGACCAGCUCUCAGCGAGAGGCAGCUCUUCGGUGGUGCGGGGCGAGGUCCAGGCGGAAUCUGGCAACCUCACCAGCAAGGGGCUGCAAUGUCCCAAGAUGCUAUCUUCAGUCCGGAUAUGCGUGCUCUUGAGCAGUCGACCUUCGGUGGUCAGCUGGCACAGAGCAACCAGGCGCAGUUGUCGUCACCGGAAGCGCAAACGCGUGAGCAACAAGCCGCUGCAAGCGCCGUGGCCUUGGCCCAGCACCAGCAGGAACAGAGGGGUGUUUCCCAGUUGCAGAAUGCUGUCUCAGCAGCGACAGGUGGAGCGUUGCCUCGGCCAGGUAUGAUGUCUCCGUCGGCAGACAUGUCUACGCCUCUUCCUGGUCAGGGCGUGAAUGGCAUCGGUCUUGCUGCUCAGCAUGGUGUGCAGGGAGCCAUGGAGAAGCGUGGUCCCGUGGAGUUCAACCACGCGAUUAGCUACGUCAACAAGAUAAAGAAUCGGUUCGCCUCCCAACCGGAUAUUUACAAGCAGUUCCUUGAAAUUCUGCAGACAUAUCAGCGAGAGUCUAAGCCAAUUCAAGACGUUUACGCUCAGGUUACUCACCUGUUCAACUCGGCGCCUGACCUGUUGGAAGAUUUCAAACAGUUCCUUCCGGAAUCGGCAGCGCAGGCGAAAGCAGCAGAAGCGCAGCGACGCGCAGCGGAGGAGGGUGUAAUGCUCAGCAACAUGCGGGGCGAGCCCAGCUAUCAGGCGCAAGUUCAGCAGAUGCAGCAAACCCCACGUGCGGACCAGCCGCGCCUUCCUCCCAUGGGGAACUUUGCGCCUACCCCAACUGCGAACCGGGAGAACAAGCGGAAGCGUCCUGACCGGCAAGGAGCAGCAGCCGGCUCAUCGACCAUGGCAUCCAUGACUGCUGAAGCGAGCGGUGCGCCAAUGAGGACUGGUUUCAACCAGGGUGGUAAUGCUAGUAAGCAUCAACAUGGCGCAAAGCAAGCGGCGCCAGCGGACGUUCCGGCUGUGUCACCUACGCUCACGCCUGCUUUGCCCGAACCGCUUCCGCCGACAAGCUCUUCUGGAGCGUCCACGGAUGAACUAAACUUCUUCGACCGCUGCAAGAAGUUCAUUGGUAAUAAGAACACCAUGAACGAGUUCCUCAAACUUUGCAACCUUUUCUCAAUGGACCUGAUUGACAAGAUGACUCUGGUUCACCGCGCUCAGAACUUCAUCGGUGGCAACCCCGAGUUGAUGGCCUGGUUCAAGAAGUUCCUGAACUAUGACGGAAAGGACGAGCUGAUUGAGAACGUGCCGAAGGCCCCUAACAGCCGGGUGUCUCUAGCGAACUGCCGUGGAUAUGGCCCGAGCUAUCGCCUAUUGCCAAAGCGAGACACGAUGAAGCGAUGCAGCGGCCGGGACGAGCUCUGUCGUUCCGUGCUCAAUGAUGAGUGGGCCUCUCACCCUACGUGGGCCUCAGAAGACUCUGGCUUCGUUGCGCACCGCAAGAACACGUACGAGGAUGCACUACACCGCAUCGAAGAAGAGCGCCAUGAUUACGAUCACAACAUCGAAGCAUGCACAAAGACUAUCCAGCUACUUGAACCGAUCGCCCUGCAUCUCAAGAUGGUGAGCCCGGAAGAGCGGCUCAAUCAGACCCUACCAGAAGCGCUGGGAGGCGCAAGCACAACAAUCUACAAGCGCGUACUCAUGAAGAUAUAUGGUCGUGCUAUAGGCCAGCAAGUCGUUGAUCAGCUCUUCGCUCAGCCAUACUUGACCGUGCCCAUUGUCCUCAGCAGGCUCAGACAGAAGCAGGAAGAAUGGAAGGCGGCUCAGCGCGAGUGGGAGAAAGUCUGGCGAGAGCAAACGCAAAAGAUCUUCUGGAAGAGCCUGGAUCAUCAGAGCCUCAACGCGAAGCAAGCGGACAAACGCCAGUUCCAAACCAAGGUUCUUCAGAGCGAGAUUCAGGUCAAGUUUGAAGAGCAAAAGCGACAGCGAGAGGUUCAAGGCAUUCCAAACGUUCCCAAGUACCAGUACGAGUGGUCUUUCGACGAUCCGGAUGUUCUACUGGAUGCCUGCCGGCUUCUCCUGAUCUUUGCGGAGCAUUCCUUCUCUACUGACUAUCCGCGGCUCACCACCUUCAUCAAGGAGUUCGUCCCUCUGUUCUUCGGCCUGGACCCCGUCAGUUUCGAGCAGCAUAUCGAGCGGUCGCCUGUAGAGACGCCAUCUAUUGAAGCAGCAGACGAGGACACACCUGGACCAGAUAACGGUCCGGCCUCUCCUCGACCUCACAAGACUAACGGCAAGCGGACCAAUCUGCUGCGCGGUGUACUCGACCGCGGCCGCAAGCUUACACGGCACGACAACGACGACAGCAUCACUUCAAGCCGAGGAAGCACGCCCGACAUCGGAUCGGCAAUGGAUGAGGAUACGGCAGGUGGCAUUGAUACACCUGCCACCAAUGGCAACACCGCAACCGCCGGCACCGAACGAUGGCUUGAGCAUCCUGUUGGAGGCAACAUUCUCAACCGAGAGGACAUAGCUCCAAACGAGCCCUACCGUCGAACCAAAUACAACAUGUAUGGCAAUGUCACAAUCUACUGCUUCUUCCGGAUGUUUGUCAUCUUGUACGAACGCUUGUACAGAUUGAAGCAGGCCGAAGAUAAAGUGCACGAGACGGUCCGCCGAGCAAAAGCCCACAAGCCGGCCUUCGACCUUCGCAUGGUGGACAAGCUCCCUCAGGAUUUCUUUGAGGACACCAGCCCGACCACCAACUACUACCAGCAGAUCCUUAAGAUGUUCGAGGAUCAGAUCAGGACGAACUUUGGAGACAUGGCUCUGGUGGAAGACACAUUGCGUCGGUUCUACCUCCACGCUGGCUGGCAGAUGUACACUGUCGACAAGAUGCUCAGCGCUCUCACUCGGUUUGCCAUUGGGGUGCUCAGCAGCGAUGCCAAGGACAAGACCUGGGAAAUCUACCAGCUCUUCAAGAAGGACCGUGUGCGGGAGGAAACAACACAUCAGGAUGAACUCAAUUACCGGAAGCAAGUCGACCGGUAUGCCAAGGACGGAGAGAUCUACCGUGUUAUUUACGUAAGUCGAAAUGACCAACCCGCGAGGAAGGCCUUCGUGCAGAUCUUCAAGAAAGACGAUGGGACCUUCGAUUCACACGCUCUCAGUCCUGAACGAAGAUGGCAAUACUACGUCAACUCGUACACAAGCGUCGAUCCCACCGAAGGCGUCAGGCACGACAAAGUCAACAUCCCUUUCCUCCGCGGCAGACUAGGCCGGACGCUCGACAGCGACGACGCAGCUCCUUUGCCGCUCCCACAGCAGAUGUUCGAGGAGAACCUCACCGCUCGCAUCAUUGUCGAGACGUUCGGCGCCCGAUUCGAGCCGAAGACGGCUGAUAUUUUGACGAGGAACGAUACCACGCAGGUCUCGCAGGCUGAUGCUGAACAGAUCGCCGAGGAGCGCUUCGAGAAGGGACAUGAGAAAUUGGAAGUCAACAACAUCUGGAUGAAAGACCUCAGUAAGGACGAAGUCGAUGCAAAGAAGCAGGAGUUUGCCCAGCGGAUCAGCGCUGGUCAAAUUGAGGGUGCAGGCGACGCUCGCGAGGAUGAAGAAAUGAUGGAUGCUUGA